Gopherus flavomarginatus (Mexican gopher tortoise) is the source of this 4442-nucleotide messenger RNA. It is a transcript of the gene KLC4, whose product is annotated as kinesin light chain 4. Gene Ontology annotation, molecular function: kinesin binding. Lineage: Eukaryota; Metazoa; Chordata; Testudines; Testudinidae. The transcript is spliced from 16 exons. Gene Ontology annotation, cellular component: cytoplasm; kinesin complex; membrane-bounded organelle. Gene Ontology annotation, biological process: microtubule-based movement. Bases 269 to 1912 code for a protein of 547 amino acids. The record is from RefSeq and is a predicted model, not a curated record.
GGGGCAUUGUGGGAAGCGGCUGCCGGGCUGAGGCGAUCGAGUUGGAUUUAAAGGGCCCGGCCCGGCUGCGCGGAGGGGACGGUUGGAGCCAGCGGGCCCCGCCGAGUGGGGGGUACCUGCCUGCUUUGAUGAGCAGGGUAUUCAGAUCUGCAUGCUAUGCAUAGAGAGAGGUUUGGUGGAAGGUGGCCUCCCUCUGGAAGGGACUCUGGACUCUUGUUAACUGCUGGAGCGGCUGCAACUCUCUGGGCGGGCGUGUAGGUGAAGGACUAUGUCCACAAUGGUGUACCCAAGGGAGGAGAAGCUGGACAAGCUGAGCCAGGAGGAGAUCAUCUGCAACACCAAGCUGGUGAUGCAGGGGUUGGAGGCCCUCAAGAACGAGCACAACUCCAUCCUGCACAGCCUGCUGGAGACCAUCAAGUGUCUGAAGAAGGAUGAGGAGGCCAACCUGGUGCAUGAGAAAUCCAAUCUGCUUCGCAAGUCGGUGGAGAUGAUUGAGCUGGGGCUUGGGGAGGCUCAGGUAAUGAUGGCUCUGUCCAGCCACCUGAAUGCAGUGGAGUCAGAGAAGCAGAAGCUGCGUGCCCAGGUGCGGAGACUGUGCCAGGAGAACCAGUGGCUGCGAGAUGAGCUGGCCAACACCCAGCAGAAGCUGCAGCGCAGUGAGCAAACGGUGGCCCAGCUGGAGGAGGAGAAGAAGCACCUGGAGUUCAUGAACCAGCUGAAGAAAUACGAUGAGGACGUCUCACCAUCGGAGGAGAAGGAAGGGGACUCCACAAAGGACUCCCUGGAUGAUCUGUUCCCGAAUGAAGAAGAGGAACAUGGCCCAGGAAUGCCCCACCAGCACAGCAGUGCGGUGGCAGCCGCCCAGCAGGGUGGCUACGAGAUCCCAGCACGCCUGCGUACCCUCCACAACCUGGUGAUCCAGUACGCCUCGCAGGGGCGCUACGAGGUAGCUGUGCCGCUCUGCAAGCAGGCACUGGAGGACCUGGAGAAGACAUCAGGCCACGACCACCCCGAUGUGGCCACCAUGCUCAACAUCCUGGCGCUGGUGUACAGGGAUCAGAAUAAAUACAAAGAGGCAGCCCAUCUGCUGAACGACGCACUCUCCAUUCGCGAGAAGACGCUGGGGAAAGACCACCCUGCAGUGGCCGCGACCCUCAACAAUCUGGCUGUUCUUUAUGGCAAGAGAGGAAAGUACAAGGAGGCAGAGCCGCUGUGCAAGCGAGCCCUGGAGAUCCGCGAGAAGGUUCUAGGCAAAGACCAUCCAGACGUGGCCAAGCAGCUGAACAACCUGGCACUGCUGUGCCAGAACCAGGGCAAGUACGAGGAGGUGGAAUACUACUACCGCCGGGCACUGGAGAUCUACGAGAGCCGCCUGGGCCAUGACGACCCCAAUGUGGCCAAGACGAAGAACAACUUGGCCUCCUGCUACCUGAAACAAGGCAAAUACAAGGAUGCUGAGGUGCUGUACAAGGAGAUCCUCACCCGCGCCCAUGUGAAGGAGUUUGGCUCUGUGGAUGAUGAGCACAAGCCGAUCUGGAUGCACGCGGAGGAGAGGGAGGAGAUGAGCAAGAGCAAACAGAGAGAUGGUGACCCCUAUGCAGAGUACGGCAGCUGGUACAAAGCCUGCAAAGUCAGCAGCCCCACAGUGACCACCACCCUGCGGAACCUAGGCGCUUUGUACAGGCGCCAGGGCAAGCUGGAAGCAGCAGAGACGCUGGAGGCAUGUGCAGUGCAGUCUCGGCGGCAGGGCAUUGACCCCAUUAACCAGACCAAGGUGGUGGAGAUUCUGAAGGAGGGAGCCGGUGCGGAGCGGAGGAGGAGCCGUGACAGCCUGGCGGGCACUGUCAAGUAUGAGAACACCACAGACGGGAGUGAGGAAGUGAGUAUGGGCGUGCAGUGGAGCAGGGCUUAAAUGCCUCCUGAGACUCCCUCUUUCCCUUCCACUACAAUCACCUGGAUGUAUGUGUUGUACCUUCCGACUUUUCCUCCGCACCAUCCCUCCUUCCACCACUCCUGCUUUCCUCGGCAAGGACUCCACGCCAGUCCCCAGCCUACCUUCCCAGCACGCGAGGGGCGCCACGGCACCUGCAGAGGAGCGCCUGGCUGCAGGGGCUCAGCCGCUGUACUCUGUCAGCCAGCAAGAGAGCAGGAAGAAUCUGCGUGGAGCUGCCUGCUCCCCCUGGCCAGGGCAGGGCCGCUGCAGGGAUCCCUCUGGCCCCCGACCUCUGCUUCUGUCCUUGUGUCACUGGGGCCUGGCCUGCUGGUGGAAAGUGUCCUCGCUUCCUGGGUGUGCACCACACACCCAAAGGAGCUCACACUCCCGCAUCAUCCCACAGCCUGCUCUGCAACACGCACCCCCCGUCCGCCCUGAGCCUGCCAGCCUGCUCCCGGCUCUUCCCCUAGCUGCCAGGGCACAGGGAGGCUAUGGGGGGUACUGUUUGGGGUGUGCAGGCCUGGGCCGCAUGGGGAUGUCUGCUGGGCUGUGUGUGGGCACUUGGUUCCCUGCAGCCUUGUAUCCCAUUAGAAUGGGCCUGUGUCUGGCACCACAGAGGCCUGGGCGAGCAAGGGUGGCUCUGGUCUGUGGGCGCUGAGGCCCUGCUCUGACUCGCAGGAUGGUAGCGCUGGGCUCUGAGGACUGAAACAGGUGCCAAGGCCGAGGGGAGAGGGGGCUGCCUAAAGCAAGAGGUCCCACCCUGCAAGCAGGGGCUGUUGAUCCAGACUCCCAGUCAGGGUUGGGGGCAGCAGCUGAAGGGGCUGGGGGAGGCAGGGGCUGCGGGAUGCAGACAUGGGACAAGCACUGCUAUGUGUGGCUUGUUGAGUCCUGGCCUCUCUGCUGAGACCGGAGGGCGGGGUAUCCACCUGGGCUCCCUUAUGGCCCUGGGGUGACUGUGCUGAGAAAACGGUUCCAACCCAGCCUGCGUUUCCUCAGUAGCCCCAUUUGGGAGGGGACGGGUCUGGGGAGUGAGGGGUGAAGCAGCAUGUGCAGUGCUGCUCCUUUAAGAGGAAGAGAGCAGGGAAUGAAGGAGCAGAGGCUGGAGCCAUGUGUAGCCACAGUGGCAAGGGAAGGGAGCAGGCAGGCCCCAGCUGGAGCUGCCAGCAGGAGGCCCACAUGGGAUGGGGCUGCUCACCUGCAGCAGGGUGAAUUGCUUUUGGGAGGAGCAGUCGGGAGGGCUGAGGGAGGCGGGGGCAUUCCAGAGGAGGUGGGGGGUGGAGGGAGAGAUGGGAUGAGUUCGGGGUUGGCUGUAGGGAGGUAAGGGAGUGGUGGGGGAGGAGGCAGAGCAGGGCAUGUUUCUGAGGUACAAGGGGGGACUUGGACUGGGGAGUCCCCACUUCCUUCUCCCAGACCAGCUGAUGCCCAGACAGCAGUGGAGCAGCCUCGACCUAGGCCUUAGGGACUUGGGCUGGGAGCUGCACUCAGACUCCAGGGUCACUGCCUUGCACUUAGGAAGAGGCUACAGGGGUGGUGGGAGAAAGGUCGGUUACCCCCCUGCUGCAGACAUAGGGGCUGAUGCUGAGACCACAGCUCCCUUCAGACAGGGCUCCCGGCAGCAGGACUGGCUCCCAGCCCAUUGGCGGGGCAUAGAGAAGAGAGCUAGGAAGGACCGCCCAGAGGAUUCAAGGGGCCUGGGGUCUUCAGUGGUGGGGGCAUAGAGAAGAGAGCUAGGUGCUGCCUGUCACUGUCGCAGGGGCUAUGGGAGCUGGCAGGGCUGCAGCAGCCUAGAAGGGGUCUCCUAGGACCCUCUGCACAAGGGGAUGCAGUGUGGGGGGCUGUAUUGGAAGGGGGGCAUUUGCCUGGGGCUCUAUGCCACGGGGGGUCGCCUGCCCUAGGGCUCGGUGGCCCAGGAUGGGUUGCCUUGCAAGGGGGGACGUUAGCCCUGGAGGUCUGUGCCCUAGUAGGGGUUGUGGGGCAGGGCUCUGUGUGGCCUGUGGGAAAGCCAACCCUUGCUGCUGGCAGCCCCUCUAGGCCUGGGAUCCAGUGGAGAGGGGGAGGGGAGUCUCUACUUCAGGGAACCAGAGCCCUGUUAAUGCCAGAUGCACAGCAGCUGCUGCCUUCCUGUCCUGAGUGCAGAGGAGACCCUGCUGAGGGGUGCUGGGCUCCCAGCUUGCUCCCUGGUAGCCUACAGCCCAGUGCCCAUGCAACCAUGCUCCAGCCCCAAGCAAGCCCGGGGCCAGGACACUGUGAGGAAGUCUCUCCUUGGUGGCUGCUCCCAGUGCCCCCCCAGAGAGCCGUAAACCAGCCCCUGCUUCUGCAUCUCCUCCCGCCGUGCCUUGGGCCCCUGCAUGGCUGUGCACUCCACCUGCCACCGGGUUAGUCGGUGGUCUGCUUCUGGCACUGGGCGUGGGGAGCGCCUCUACGGCGGCGCGUCUCUCUGACGUGAACUGGGGCUCCCCAUCGAUGCUGUGAACAAACUUACCUCCAAUUAAAGGCAGCCAGACCUGAA